AUGUCAGAAUUGAAAAUUAAAGAAGGGUUAGCCAAGAUGUUGAAAGGUGGGGUUAUCAUGGAUGUUGUUAACUACGAACAAGCAAAAAUUGCCGAAAGGGCUGGCGCUUGUUCUGUCAUGGCUCUUGAAAGAAUUCCUGCCGAAAUGAGAAAGUCAAACCAAGUUUGUAGAAUGUCAGACCCACAUAUGAUUAAAGAGAUCAUGGAGAAUGUCCAGAUACCAGUUAUGGCUAAAGUUAGAAUUGGGCAUUUUGUUGAAGCUCAAAUUUUGGAAGCUUUGAAGGUGGACUAUAUUGAUGAGAGUGAAGUUUUAACUCCCGCUGACACUGUAGACCACAUUGACAAGAACAAAUUUAACGUUCCAUUUGUGUGUGGUGCCCGAAACUUGGGUGAGGCAUUAAGAAGAAUUAAUGAGGGUGCUGCCAUGAUUAGAUGCAAAGGUGAAGCUGGUACUGGCGACAUUUCCUCUGCAGUCGACCACAUCAAGACCAUCACCAAAGACAUCCAAGAAGCAUGUGAAUUAAAGACUGAAGAGGAAAGAAAAGCGUUGGCCAAGGAAUUGAGAGUACCAGUUGAAUUGGUCAACACCGUUGUGGAAUUGAAAAGAUUGCCUGUUGUCACUUUUGCUGCUGGUGGUGUUGCUACUCCUGCCGAUGCUGCCUUGUUGAUGCAAUUGGGCUGUGAUGGUGUAUUUGUUGGUUCUGGUAUCUUCAAGUCCCUGAAUCCUGAAAAGCUUGCCACUGCUAUUGUCAAUGCUGUCACUCAUUAUGACGACCCUCUCAAGUUGUUGGAAUAUUCUACUGACUUGGGCGAAUUGAUGCCAGGUAUAUCAGUUGACUCUAUCAAGGAGAACGAAAAGUUGGAAAAGAGAGGUUGGUAG
This is a messenger RNA of Lodderomyces parapsilosis, 879 nucleotides long. RefSeq names its product pyridoxine biosynthesis protein (gene SNZ1). Bases 1 to 879 code for a protein of 292 amino acids. Gene Ontology annotation, biological process: amino acid metabolic process; pyridoxine biosynthetic process; pyridoxal 5'-phosphate biosynthetic process. The record is from RefSeq and is a predicted model, not a curated record. Gene Ontology annotation, molecular function: amine-lyase activity. Lineage: Eukaryota; Fungi; Ascomycota; Pichiomycetes; Serinales; Debaryomycetaceae. The transcript has a single exon.